GGCACCCCCGCGGGAUCCACACCGCGGCCCCGCGUUCCUCCUCCGCGGCCCGUCCCGCAGCGCUCCCCGCGGGAGGCGGCGCGGGCGGGCCGGCGCGCGCCUGCGCGGGAGGCGGCGCCGGGCGGUGAAGUUGGUGGGGGCGCCGGUAAUAAAAUGCAUAAGCUUAAAUCGUCUCAGAAGGACAAGGUCCGCCAGUUUAUGGCCUUUACCCAGGCUGGUGAAAGGACUGCUAUAUACUGCUUAACGCAGAAUGAAUGGAAACUAGAAGUGGCAACAGACAACUACUUCCAGAAUCCAGACUUAUACUACAAAGAAUCCAUGAAAAAUUCAGUAGACAGGAAGAAAUUAGAACAAUUGUAUAAUCGAUACAAAGACCCACAAGAUGAAAAUAAAAUUGGCAUUGAUGGGAUUCAGCAGUUUUGUGAUGAUUUAAGCCUGGACCCAGCCAGUAUCAGUGUCCUGGUUGUAGCAUGGAAAUUCAGGGCAGCUACUCAAUGUGAAUUCAGUAAAAAGGAAUUUGUUGAUGGUAUGACAGAGUUGGGGUGUGACACCACAGAAAAACUAAAAGCUCUAUUGCCAAGACUUGAACAAGAGCUAAAGGAUCCAACAAAGUUCAAAGAUUUUUAUCAGUUUACUUUUAACUUUGCUAAAAACCCUGGACAAAAAGGUCUAGAUUUAGAAAUGGCAAUUGCAUAUUGGAAUUUAGUCUUGUCAGGAAGGUUUAAAUUUCUAGAUCUUUGGAAUAAAUUUUUGUUGGAACAUCAUAAAAGAUCAAUUCCAAAAGACACUUGGAAUCUUUUGUUAGACUUUGGAAAUAUGAUUGCAGAUGAUAUGUCCAACUAUGAUGAAGAAGGGGCAUGGCCUGUUCUAAUAGAUGAUUUUGUGGAAUAUGCACGACCAAUAGUCACAGGAGGAAAACGUAAAACUUCCUAACCCCAGACCUGUCAAUAUGGACUAAACAUGCUCUCUGAACUGCACUGGGUGAUGAAGAUUUGUUAACUGAAAACUGCACAUUUUUGCUGGUUUCAGUAGUCGUGAUGACAUUCUGCAGACAAAACUGAAAUUCUUCCUUUCUGCCUAAAGAAUAUGAUGGCUGACUUGUGGACACUUCAAGAACAAACUCAGAAGAUAGUUCAGGCUGUUUGUAGGCUAUUGGCUUCAAUUAUUGUACUGGUUAUAUCAUAUAGGAUGUAGAUUUUGCAUGAUUUUAUACUUUGGAGAAGUUUAACUAGAGGCCGUUUUAUUAAAGUUUUGACAGCACAGCAUGCCAUUCAGUUCAUGAUCCAAAGUGAACACCAGCAGUUACAUAAAUAAAACUGUAUUAUAUUGUACUUAUAUUAAAAGCAGUAUUUGUGGUAUAUAAAUUAAAUCCCUAAAUAAAACUUACGCAGUAUGUUGUAUUUUUAUAAAAGUUAGUUCUGUGGAUCUGUCCUAAUACAGAAUUGUAACAAAACCAAACAAAACAACUUAACGCUUUUUUUGUUUUUAAUUGUUGCCCAAACUUACAGUUUUUACUUUUAAGUCCUAGUUGUGUAGAUUAAUUAUAUCCAGCCUUUUGUUUUCUCCCAAUGAGAUUAAUAUCCUCAUUAUUCUUCUUGAAGCGCUUGGACAUGUAGGAAUAGCAUUGCUGAGGACAGGCUGCUGCUCUAUGCUGUAUUGCACCUCCAGCUUUUUUUUAUUAACCAUUUCAAAAUAGACAUUGAACAACCAAAGAUGCUUUUAUAAUUCAUGUUUGAUUAUCUUAAUUCAGUUAGUCUUCAGUUAUGUGUUUUAUUUAUUUUCAAUAAGGAACUGGUGGAAUGUGGAUGUUAUUGAUAGCUUGAAACAUACCAUAAAUUCUAACUAAAUGCAACAUAGUUAUAAAUGCAGUUCCUGGCACUUCUCACAGAAAAUGUAUGUGAAUAAGCCCAAAGACUUAACUAGUUGAUUUCUAUGUUGGAAAAAGAGCUAGGGGUAAGGAGACUUUAUAUUAAUGAUUAUAAGUAUUCAUGCCUCUGGAUAUAUUAUGCAUUCUAUUUUAUAUAUUUAAGAGGGGGGAGGAAGAGUAAAUUGAUGCAGUUUCAGUGAUCUCAAGGCUGGUGGAAUUGGACUGAUUUUUCACCAAAUCUGAAUUUGUUCAGUCAUUUGUUUCUCCCCUUAUGCCAUUGAUUGAUUAUAAAGUGUACAGAGGUCAGUCUCCUCUUCCUCAAAAGUGUCUUCCACUGUCUAAGCAUAAAAAAGUUUUACCAGAAACUGUUCAGCAUGUCUUCACACGGGGCUCUUUCAAAUGCUACCUCUUAAAAAUGAGUUUGUCAUAGGCACUGUAAAAUUUUGUUAAAAUGAAGUGUUGCUAAAGUGUGUACAGCUAUGAUCAAUAUAUUUUUCUGUAAUCAGAGAUGAAUAGGUGCAAGAAUUUUGGAGAAAAUAGUGCAUUAAGUUAUAUAAACUAUGUUUGUUUGGAUCACUUAAGCAUUGCAUGACAGGAUACUGUUUUAUUUUGUUGUUGCAAGGGUAUAAAAGCUUGUAAUAUUCUCUUAAACUCUAAUAUUUAGAGUUUCAUACAAGCAGUCAGCUUUGAUUUAUGUCAAUGCAAUCUGCAAGAACAAACAUACAUGCUGCAUACAUAGAGAUUGCCUUCAUUCUUCCCCUUGAGAGAAUUUCAGUUGUGCAUGUUGUUUAAAAAGCAGGAUUAGGGCAAAUUUUAACAAAUUAGCAAGUUUUCUCCUAGUAAGAGUAUAGCAAGCAAAUUAAAAAUGCCCUGAGAGUGAUUUAUUGUUAGUCUAUCUUUUUGCCCUUGCAGGGCAGCCGCCAGGUGUCAGCAUCUCAGCUGGCAGCUGCCUCCUGCUUCUGGGUAAAGUUAGCCAGGAAGGUUAAGCCCAGUUGUUACUUUCUGCCUGCACCUUUUUAGAAGGGCAUUUUGUACAUAACUUCUGUAGAAGUCAACGGGGAUUGAAAAGUAGUAUUCUUUUGAAUGGAUUUAUCUACGUUUCCCUCCCAAAACAAGCCAUUUUUGUAUCAGUCUCAUAGACUUUGGCAAAUAUGUGACAUCUUGUAGCAUCAAGUGCAUUUAUCUAGCCAAAAGUGGUGGAAUGCUUGUUAUUCACACAAUUGCCACUUAAAAUGUAUAACUAUAUUAUAACUGCACAGAAGUAGUUGAAUCUAUCAGUAUGUGGUGCAACUCGAGUUUCAUAGUGUUAGAGCUUGUGAAACAUUUGUUCAUGCUGAGAGUUCCUUCAAAUCAAUCUGAUGAACCUUUUACCUUUUAAAAUAAAUAGAGCAUAAAAAAGGCAUUGGGAUUGAGGGUUUUUUUUGCCUUGUUAAUCUGAGCAAGAGGGAAGGUGCUUAGCACAAUAAUCAGUUUCUAUAUAUAUAGUUUUACUCACUCGUAAGCCUCGUUCCUGUGAGGAUCCUUCAUGGGAAACAUCUUCCAACCCAGGAGGAGUGGCUAAAAUAUCUGAAGAUAGGAGUUGCCUCUUAUCAGCCAGCUUCUGAGGUCUAGUGCUCUUUUUCUUUUGUUCCUCCUGGUAUUCUAUCCCUUUGAAACCACAUAUGCUUUUUACAUUCCCAUACAUCAUAGCAUGGAGUAACACCUUCACACUUGAACAAGCAUUAAAAAUACAAACAAAUUGCUUUCAAAUUAUGAGUUUCCUAUGUAUUUUAAUAAUUAGUUGCUAUCCACAGUUCCACUUUACAGGGCACUCUAAAUUGCUUUUUAAGUAAGCUGAUACAGUGGUAACACCUAGGCUGAUCAAUUUAUAAUCAUAAAUGGUACAGAUAUCUUCAAGUUGUUCGGUGCAUACAGUAUUACUUCACAGAUAUGCUGUAUGUAUUUUUAAACUUAGUGCCAAGUUGUUUGGUUUUACAUCCUAGAGGGUUUGAAACUGAGCCAUAGGAUUUGUACUUGCCAAUUCUAAAUUUAAAUGUGAUUUAUCAUGUGUGUCAUGCCAAGGAGAGCAAACCUGCAGGCAUCUGCUCAUUCAGUGCACCUGGGAGAUUUGCCUCUGAGUAAGCUGUACGUGUGUAAAUUUUGUGGCAAUGGAAAAAGGAAUAAAUGGACUGUCAACAUAAAGGAUUGAAGUCAUGUGAGACAUCUGUAUGGUUUUCAUCAGCUCUCUGCUUUGGAAGUCUUGCAAAGGCCAGUGGGUUUUUUGUUAUCUGGUUCAUUUAUUACAUUCUUGCAUUAUUAUACCAUCAGCCAGAAGAGAGCAAGAAUGUAACUCACUAACUUUUGACUAGCUAUAAUAAAUGUUUGGUUUGCUCAUCUGUGCCAUGUUUAAGCUUUUAAGAAGCUUGACAUGUUUAGCUACAGUGCUGUAUUCCCUACAUGUAGUCACUACAUGCUAGUGUCCGAACUCUGCAAUUUGUGUUAUUAGUUUGUACUGGCAAUGAGAGGUGUAAUUGCAGGGCAGGUGUUGCUCAGUCCUGGUUCUGAGCUCUGUAGGAGAAACAGCAUGCUCAGAAGUAUGUGCAAAGACAUUCAGAGGUAUGUAUUCACCUGUCAUUAAUUCCCUUCUGAAAGUUGAAAUCAAUUAAGUUGCCCUCUGUCCUCACCCAGCUGCCAUCCCUCUCCAGUGCUUUCACCAACCGUGGGCUGCUUUGGUGUUGCACAAAUCUUGUCUUCCUGUAACAGCAAAACUGCUGAUGCUGAUAACUUGAACCACAACAAGCUCUUUUCCUUUCAGGUGUCAGCACCAGUGGCUUCCCUCAGCUGAUGCCAACCAGCAUCUGGCCCACCAAAAGGCACACCCCUUCUAAAUGAGAAAAAGUGUAAUGUUUUUACAACCAUGAGCCAGUUUUCUGAUCUUUUCAUUAUAUACAUUAUGCUAGGUAGAAUUAGAGGUGAGGAUGACACACCUCUAAAAUUAACUUUUUUGUUUUAAACUGUUGACAGAGAGAUCUGCAGCUGCCUCUACAACCACAUGCAGAAAAUACUGUACUUCAGACAAAUGGGUGCAAUGUUCACCUUUUAAUGAGAAGGGCUGGGGAAGCUUAGGGACAUUCAAGUUUUGAUUGAGCAUUGGGAUACUUCCUCUUGUUGGUGCAUAUACCUGACAAAUUCCCAUGUGUUUUUUCUUGUGCCUCCUUUUCCAAGCAGUGAUACACUCUGUUGUUUGGCAAACCCUAUAGGCUUCAUGUCAUGACUUAGCUUUCUGUCAAGAAUGAAAAGAAGAAAGAAGUCUACGCUGUAUUGCUAAAAGAUUGUUUUUCCUUUAAAGCAGUGGCUUAAAACUAUGAAAAUUAUUCAUCUCCAUUAUUAAAGGAUUGCAUAAAAACAUCUAAGUUUUCCUGGAUCUCAAUGAGUGUGUUCUAAAGGAAUGAUCCUGUUGCUAAAGUAAAAUCCUUCAUUUCAACUGUUGUAAAGGUGCAGCUCUAACAGAAGUCUGACACCCAUCUGGUAUCAACAAUACUUUUUAAGGAUAUGGCUCUGAACCCUUUGAUUGGUUGAACUUGGAGCAUUUCUCUACUGAAUGUUUUUGAACUGCAGAAACAUCAGCCACUCACUCAUGGGUGAAGCGCUUGGGGUGUAGUCGUCUUCUUUUAACUUAAAAAGGGUUUGUGUGGACACAGCAUUGUCAGUCCUUUUGCCAGUUCAUUUAUUCACAGAAGACCCCAGUGCCUGUACAGCACAUGAGCCCUGCCCUGGGUGCUGGAGAUCGUCAGUGUGGAGCCCCUCAGGUGGAGGAGGCAGGAGCAGCCAUAUCUGCCAAAGGCGUUGCUUCCGUGUUCUCACGUUGCAUUUCAAAUACAGUUAAGCUGAAACAAUGCAUUGCCACCAACCCAGACAAGCCUUUUCUCUGUCCAGCCUUUUUUUCUGGAUUCUCCCCAUCUGAAAACAGUCAUAUAUACACUACUGAAGGGACACAAAGCUGCAUUUUUAUGUAAUUUACCAAACAUUUUUGUCAGCUCUGCUUGUUUUGUUGGGGUUUUUUCCUGUUGUGAAUACUUUUCCAUCUUAAUAGAGUUACUGUCUUUUGUUUCUGUUUAAGACAUGUAAGUAUGAUGUUUUACAAAUAAUUUUCUCCUUUGUGGGGAGUAGGGGUAGUUAUCAAUGUGUCUAGCCUACGUCUGCCCAGAAAGCUCACAGGUGAUGGAAGUACCACAUGAAAAGGAGAUCACAUGUAAUUAAUAAAUUAAAUAAAAAUGUC
This is a messenger RNA of Myiozetetes cayanensis, 6125 nucleotides long. It is a transcript of the gene DCUN1D2, whose product is annotated as defective in cullin neddylation 1 domain containing 2. Gene Ontology annotation, biological process: positive regulation of ubiquitin-protein transferase activity; protein neddylation. NCBI's taxonomy places the organism in Eukaryota, Metazoa, Chordata, Aves, Passeriformes, Tyrannidae. The coding region runs from base 154 to 933 and encodes 259 amino acids. The transcript has 7 exons. The record is from RefSeq and is a predicted model, not a curated record. Gene Ontology annotation, cellular component: ubiquitin ligase complex. Gene Ontology annotation, molecular function: cullin family protein binding; ubiquitin conjugating enzyme binding; ubiquitin-like protein binding.